AUGGAAGAGGUUGAAGAUGCUAAUAGGGAAGCUGUUGAGAGUGUUCAUAAAGUAUUGAAUCUGUUGACUGUGACAUCGCCUCAAGAUCAGUCGAAGAUUACGCGUUGUUUAAUGACGGAAACUGGAGAGGCUGUGUUUAAGUUUAGGAAGGUUUUGUGUCUUCUUGAUUCUGUUGGGUUGGGUCAUGCAAGGGUCAGGAAAAAGAAGAAGAUCAUGAACUUUCAUCUUGAUUCCUCGCCUUCCCAAUCAAUGUUCUUAGAAUCUUCUUCCCCUAAUUGCAGAAUGGACCUUCUCCAGGGGAGGAAUUUGCAGAUGGGUCCUCACCCAUCUUUGGAAUUGAACUCAAAUGCCAAAAACUGUUCAAUCCAACAGAUUCAACCUCAAUCUGCUGCUGUUUAUCAUCAUCUGCUUCAGAACAGGGUGUUGUUGAAUACUCAGCAGCCUGAAAUGGGGUAUCUUAGGAGCAAUAGUGGUGUUAACUUGAAUUUUGAUAGCUCUAGCUGCACACAACACACAAUGUCAUCCACUAGGUCGUUUAUGUCUUCCUUGAGCAUUGAUGGGAGUGUGGCAAACUUGGAUGGGAGUGGCUUUCAUUUGAUCGGGACGCCUCGGUCUUCCGAUCAGAAUUCACGCCAUAAAAGGAAGUGUUGUAGGAGAGGGGAAGAUGGGAGUGUUAAAUGUGGAAGCAGUGGGAGAUGUCAUUGCUCAAAGAAGAGGAAACAUAGAGUGAAGCGGUCGAUCAAGGUGCCUGCCAUUAGUAACAAGCUUGCUGAUAUCCCUCCUGAUGAUUUCUCAUGGAGGAAAUAUGGCCAAAAGCCAAUCAAGGGCUCUCCUCACCCGAGAGGAUACUAUAAGUGCAGCAGCAUGAGAGGUUGUCCAGCAAGGAAGCAUGUCGAGCGGUGUCUCGAGGAACCUUCAAUGCUCAUCGUUACAUAUGAAGGUGAACACAACCAUCCCAGAAUAGCUUCUCAAUUCCCAAAUACUUGAACCCCAUCAAGACUACUACCCGAAAAGGAUUCGAAAACCUCCACGAAACAUAGCGGAACUCGAGAGUUGCUGUACAUAUGGAAGAAGAAUACUUAUGGAGCUCUGCAUUUUAGCUCUUUUGAGGAGGUGGGUUUACUUGCAAAACCCUGUUUUAAUCACAUCUGGCAAUUCUGAAGCUCAGAGAAUUUUGUAGAUUAGGGUGUGAAUGUAAAAUCUUGAAGAACUCUCAUCCUUCUCUACAAUUACUGCUUCGAACAGCUUUAUUAUUCUAAAUUAAUGAAGAAGUCUCAAGAGCAUUUUUCUUUA
Cucurbita moschata (crookneck pumpkin) is the source of this 1293-nucleotide messenger RNA. RefSeq names its product probable WRKY transcription factor 21. The record is from RefSeq and is a predicted model, not a curated record. The coding region runs from base 1 to 987 and encodes 328 amino acids. Gene Ontology annotation, molecular function: DNA-binding transcription factor activity; sequence-specific DNA binding. Gene Ontology annotation, biological process: regulation of DNA-templated transcription. NCBI's taxonomy places the organism in Eukaryota, Viridiplantae, Streptophyta, Magnoliopsida, Cucurbitales, Cucurbitaceae. The transcript has 3 exons.